Molecule: messenger RNA, 3499 nt
Organism: Gallus gallus (chicken)
Lineage: Eukaryota; Metazoa; Chordata; Aves; Galliformes; Phasianidae
Gene: MYCBPAP
Product: radical S-adenosyl methionine domain containing 1
Exons: 19
Coding region: 850-3213 (787 amino acids)
Source: RefSeq, a predicted model, not a curated record
GGCGCCGGGCGCGCCGCCGGGCCGAGGGAUGCAGACGGCGGGCCGCGCGCCGCGGAGGCGGGAGGGCCGCGGGAAGGGCUGCGCCGCCCCCCCGUCCCCAUCGGAGCCGAAGGAGCGGAGCCGGGAGUUCCCCGCAGAGCCGCCCCCCACGCCGGGUCCGCUGCGGGGCGAUGUCGGAGCGCUCGCCGUUAGGUUGGAGGACCUGGAAAAAGUGCGUGUUUGUCCCGGCGCAAAAAGCGGCCUUCGCUGGGCGGGUCUCGGGGGGCGCCUUUAGCGGAGCUCCGCGCCCGCGGUUGAACCCGAAGCCCGGCUGCGCUCAGCCCGUCCGCCCUUCGCUCCCUUCGCCGGCGGUUCGCGGCGCAGCGCUGCCCGCGGGGAACGGCUCCGCGCGGUCCUUCGGCUGUGGCUCUGCGUGUUCCGAGCAGCUGCGGCGCGGCCCGCUGUGCCGGGGGAGCACCGGGCAUCGGCUGGCAUAGGAAACCGUCGGGAAAGCGGCUGAGACUGCUUUCCCUGCGCCGGUUAUAACGCGGAGCCCGGAGCAGCGGGGCGGUAACCGAAUGGGCGUCCCGCAGUCAGACACGGCGGAGAGCAGCGGCCAAACGCUGCACCUGGAAGCUCCGCGCUCCACGCCCGCCCCGCGAUGCUGGGAGGAUUCCGGUGAGGAGGAAAUUCCUCGUUCGGAAAUGCCAGCCCAGGGAGACCCGCAGCGCAGGGCAGCUCCUGGUGGCGCGGCCGGCCUUCCCCAGGGCAGCCCGGGAGCCGCUGCGCUUCUCCGGGCCGGCGCUGUUCAAUGGGGGCUGCGGACAAAUUCUUCCUCAUCACGUCCUGGGAAGUCUCCAGGAGUUGCGGAUGGAGGCCUCGGCCAGAGGAAACGCUCAGAUAGCAGAUUUUAUUCAGGCUCCUCAUCAAAAUGUUGCUGCAGCGGUUUUAAAAGAGGAACGUGGGGGAAAGGCAAAGAGAAAGUUUAAUCGGACCCCAACAUCAGAACACAAAGCGCUGCAGAACUGGCACCGUAAUAUGGCAAUCAGGAGGAGGCAGGAGACGUUUCUGGGAGAAGUUCUUCAGAAGCCAGAGAAUGAGCUGCUGAUGAGCAUCUCGGAGGAUUACAGACAAAUCCAGGAAGAGCGUGAGCUCAUUGACCGCAGUCUCCCUGCUCUGUUUCCUGGAAAGGGCUACCGAGCAGGAAGCGAGUUCUGGAGCCAGCCUGAGCGUGUCGGGGAUGAGCUCACCGGGCUGACGGUGACACUGACACGGAGGGAGCGGGGCUGCCCAGAGCCCGUCACUCAUGUGGGGAAGCCCCACACUGUUCGGAUGGAAACGGGUGUGAAGCCUCCAAAGAGGAGCCCUUUCCAUCUGACCUGGGAUAAGAGUCUUUUCCUGAAGCAGCGGCGGCAGGAGCUAAAAUCUAUCCUAGAGGAGCUGGAUUUUUAUCAGCCGGAUCUGGAUGGCCUGGAGGUGAUUGGCAAAGGGCGGCCAUUCACAUCGGUCUCAGCGCAGCCUCUUCCACGUUCCGCUGCUUUUGAAGACUCUGAGACCUCCAGUGACUCCUUGGAGGACCGUUGCAGUGUGGUUCCAGAAACAGUGCUGGGUCCGUCUUUAGACUUCUGUGGUCAGCCUGCAUGUUGGAUCAACUGCAUCGCUUCGUGCAGGGACGAGGUUGGCAUUGCUGCCAGGCUCACUUUUGAGACUGUGGUUGGUGAGAAAGCUGAAAGCUUCCUGACAGUGAGCAAUGAUGGCACCGCUGCUGUCUGGUAUAACUGGAGGAGGCUUCUCCAGCAGAUCCCUUCCAGAGAAGCCAUGAGGAUGAGGAUGAGGAUGCGGUGUUUUUACUUUGAUGCCAGACCAGGUGUAAUUCUGCCUGGAGAAACAAGGACGUUUUUUUUUCUGUUCAAGUCAGAGAGAGCUGGCAUUUUCAGUGAGUGCUGGGAGUUCAGGACGCAUCCUCUGCUAUUGGGAGGAGCUCUGCUGCAGGUGACCCUGUGGGGAAUUGCUGUGUCUGAGGAUAAAUUGGCUGACCUCAGAGAAAAACUGGAGGCUGACGUGGCUGCUCAGGAGGGUGCUGCUAUUGUAGAGGAGACUCUGAAGGACCUUCUUGUCCAAAUUCGGACCCCAGAGCGCACUCCGUCUCCCGUGGAUGUGUGCAUCACAGAGGAAGAGUUAUUCCACAGGAAGAAUCCCAAGUUGCAUUAUCAGCAUCGAGUGGUGGAGCAGCUGUGUGACCUAUGGAGACAGCACAGCACUGCUCCGCCAGCCCUGGGGGAGGAGGUGCCCUCAGACCAGGAGAGUGCCGUGGAGGACGUGAGGUCCCAGCAGGGUGUCCUGGGGGCUCUCUCUGCCCAGGAGGGCUCAGACUGGAAGAGCACCCUGGAAGCGACUCCGAGUCGAGUGUCAGAUGUGGGGGAGGAGGAACCCGGCAGCUCAUCGUGGAACUUCUCAUUCGAGGACUUGCAGCAGGCUCUGAAGUCCAUCCCGCAGGAGGAGCAGCGAGAAGCAGCGCUGUCCCAGCUCAACGAGGCACUGCUGGAGCUUUGUGCUGAGCAGAGGCCAACGCAGUCAGACCUUCUGCAUCAAACCUGCCUCCAGCUGUGGCGUGAGGCAGUAGAUGGGCUGGUGGGGCACUCCGUGAGGCUGAGAUCCCAGCUUGGAUUGCCUGAGAGGGACACCUGCGUGGAUGUUGGUCCGGAGGGAAGAGGGGAAGAAAAGCAACCUGUAGAGGAAGGUGACAAAAUAACUGGGAGAAGAGAAGAGAAAACGUCAGUUGGUGGUAAGGAUAAAGAAGACAAAAGGAGGACAACGAAGACUGCUGGAAAAGAGAAAGAGGAACGCCCAAACAGCAGAAAGUCGAAAGUGAAGGAGAAGAAGAAGCUGAAAUCUGGCAGCUCCUCAGAGAAGGAGAUGGCACAGCCCACAGGAGCCGCAGCUGCAGCCCCUGCCGCACCCCCUCGGGAGCAGAUGGACCCCACUGUCUGGGGGCUGUACCAGGAGAAGCUUUACGUCGAACAAGGUGGGUGUGACGAGCGAGGGAAGGCGGCCCUGAUUCCAGGCUGGAGCCCAUUAACAGAAAUGCAGCCAUCUCCACGUGUGGGAUUUCUGCCUGGGAUGUCUUUUGCACACUUGGGGACUCUGGAGGGAGCAGCAGAAUUAAUUGUAUCUCAGACAAUGUUAAACACACUUCAUAGCCAGGAAGGCUGUUGCUGGAGCUCGGGUCUGUGAGCAGGCAGCUGCUUCUCGUGUGUGCGCCCAUACACGGCUACACCCCUCUGUUAGAAACCAGCUCUGCUCUGUCCAUCUCAUCAGGAUUUCAUCACUCAUUUUCACUGCACGUGUCUUCUGUUAACUUCUGCUGCAGGUUUAUGGGCUGCUGGAUUCCAUGGUGAGCAAGAUGGUGUCUUUAUUUGAAGAACUGGAACAAAACACUGUGCUUUGAAGUGGGAGAGUGAAGCCCUUUGUAAGUAGAAAUGGACUCGGUCAAUAAAGCAAUAGCCAUGCUUGCACGAGA